CUUUUAUCUAGCAAAGGCGACUCUUUUCUUGGCUGGGCUUCACCUCAGGCAACCGAGCUGUCUCUUGUUGCUGCAUCCGGAGUCGCUGGCUCGCCUUGUUGGGAGCACUGAAGCACGCCCCCACAAAGAACCCAUCUCUCUCUCUCUCUCUCUCUCUCCCUGCUUUCUCUCUCUACUUUCUCUCUGUAUGCUGUGGCCAUUGGAGAUGAUGCUCGAGCCCCAGCUCCGGCCGCGAUGAGGAAAAGCUGCUGCUGGCUUUUGUCUUCUUUGCCCUCCUACCGCCUCUUCCGCCCACCACCAGAUUCAGAGCCCCAUCUGCGCGUACUCACAUAUCCCCACGCCGAAGCUGGCUGACUCCCUCCCUUCCGUUAUCAGCGAGUUCUGUACUUUGUUGUGCUGAAUUCUUGCUCAGCGAGACACGGCCUACUUAGCUUGACCACCCCUCUCUCUCUCUCUCUCUCUCUCUCUCUCUCUGAGAGGGGGAGCUGGAAAUCGAGGAAAGAAAAAAGGGUUUUGUUUUGGGAAGAUUUUGUGAAAACAAGGAGCAAGUUUCGUGGGAUCGAAGACCAAGGAAGAGAGAGAGAGAGAGAGAGAGAGAGAGGGGUGCAGUUUUCCAUGAAAAGAGAGCAAUGGAGCUCAAACCCCAAGAAGAUGACGUCACGGCCCCGGUCUCCUCUCUGGGCUUCGCUCACUUCGCCCGCGACUCCAGAAGGAUCGACAACGGUGCACCCGUUCUCGGCGCUGCUCCUCAAACCCUAGAUGAUCACCCCCCGCAGCAGCGCCCCAUCUUGCACCCCCACCAACCCCACCCGGACGAUGACGUCAAACCCGAGCGCGAGGACUCGAAUCCGGAUCCGGUCUCCUUCGCCUUCUCCCGGUCCUCCGCCCUCCCGGCCCCCGCCGGAUCGAAGCCGAAACCCUCGCCGUCGCCCUCCGUCCGGUACCGGGAGUGCCUCCGGAACCACGCCGCCAGCGUCGGCGGGAGCGUCUACGACGGGUGCGGCGAGUUCAUGCCGGCGGGCGAGGACGGGACCGCCGGGGCCCUCAGGUGCGCCGCGUGCGAGUGCCACCGGAAUUUCCACAGGAAGGAGGUCGACGGCGAGACGCUGCAUCUCUCCACGAGCUUCCGGCGGGGCCUGGUCCCCCCGCUCCAGCUGCCGCCUCCGCCGCUGGCGUCCCCGUAUCAGAGGUACUCGGUGGGCGUCGUCCACAGCCCCAUGGUGACGCCGAUGAGCGUGGCCUUCGGCGGCGGCGGCGGGGGGAACGAGUCCUCCAGCGAGGAUCUGAACCUGUUCGGCUCCGAUCACCUGCACCGCCACGCGGCGACGGCGCCCCCGUUCUCGAAGAAGAGGUUCCGGACGAAGUUCACGCAGGAGCAGAAGGACAGGAUGAUGGAGUUCGCGGAGAGGGUGGGGUGGAGGAUCCAGAAGCAGAACGAGGAGGAGGUGGAGAGGUUCUGCGGGGAGAUCGGGGUGAGGAGGCAAGUGCUCAAGGUGUGGAUGCACAACAACAAGAACAACGUCAAGAACAAGCAGCCGUCCGAGGAACCGGCGUGACCCAUCUGCUGCAAAACCGGGGGUUGAAGACGAAGGUGCAAACUUUCUUUUUUUUGAGGUGAGAGGCUCCAAACCGAUCGCUCCGCGCGCGUGCGUCUUGCGUAGAGUUAGUAAAAGAUUUGUCGAUCUGAUGGGUCGUCCAUGUUUUUAGUCAGCAAUCUGAUGAUGAACCAGUGUAAUCUGUAGUAGAACCCUGCAAAAUUCUUUGCUUGUUGAUGGGUUUUAGUGCUUUAGUUAAUAUUUCGGGCCUGGCAGAUGUGCUUGACGAGCUUGA
This is a messenger RNA of Eucalyptus grandis, 1830 nucleotides long. RefSeq names its product zinc-finger homeodomain protein 5. The record is from RefSeq and is a predicted model, not a curated record. Gene Ontology annotation, cellular component: nucleus. The transcript has 2 exons. NCBI's taxonomy places the organism in Eukaryota, Viridiplantae, Streptophyta, Magnoliopsida, Myrtales, Myrtaceae. Gene Ontology annotation, biological process: regulation of DNA-templated transcription; regulation of developmental process. The coding region runs from base 630 to 1556 and encodes 308 amino acids. Gene Ontology annotation, molecular function: transcription cis-regulatory region binding; DNA-binding transcription factor activity.